AUCGAUACUGAAUCAGCGUCAGUUGCAAGUACACUCUGGGUCUCGCAUCACAGUGACAAUGGACGCCUUGGUUUCAACUGCUGUAGUUUGCCUGAUUGUCAGUGCAGUGCACGUCACUGCGAACCUUGGCGGCAGCAGCUUUCUUGGUUACAUAAAGGUUUACAGCUCUGGUGAAUCUAAUAACAGCACAGGAACUGGAUUCCCAAAAUACAUGGGAUGUUACUUGGAUGACGCCAAGAGGAUGAUCGCUGCUAUUUGGGUUGAACGGAACGACAUGACACGUGGGUGGUGUUUAAAUCAUUGCAGGAGGAGUCGUCACAAGUAUGCAGCGUUGCAGCACUACGCCAAUUGCUUAUGUGGAGAUUCCAUCAACAUAGUCAGAUAUCCAAAGAAACCGGAAAGUGACUGCAAUCAACGUUGCAGGGGAAACACAAGAUUUACUCUCAUACCAUCUGGAUUCAACAUAUUGGCCAUUGACGAACACAGUAGCAUCUGCUGUCUGUGUGAGGCUGACGCAAUCAUGCUACAUAGAUAUUACUGAAGUCUGAGCUCGACUGAUUUGCUGAAUUCCAAAUAGUUAUUGAAGUUGGAGGGAUCAUGUAUGCACUAUAUCCAAAUGUGUAUAAAGUGGUACGUUGAUCAGUUGUGUUUGGCCAUUCAGGAAAUAGUGAUGAUGGUUCUGCUUA
Molecule: messenger RNA, 686 nt
Organism: Haliotis rufescens (red abalone)
Lineage: Eukaryota; Metazoa; Mollusca; Gastropoda; Lepetellida; Haliotidae
Product: WSC domain-containing protein 2-like
Exons: 4
Coding region: 59-541 (160 amino acids)
Source: RefSeq, a predicted model, not a curated record